UAAAAAUAAAAAUAAAAAUACCACCAUUGAUGUUAAACGCGCAACAAAGGGCGGAGAGACGAUUCUCCGGCGAAUCCGUGUGCAUCUUCCACAUUCUAGAUCGAAGCAGAAGAAACUUGGAGCGCGAGAUCUCACUCCUUUGAUAACGCCUCGUUGUGUAGAGACCAGAUUUUUCAUACCAAAUCACGACGAGGUGCUUCAAUCAGCUAACACAGAUCCAUACCUGUACAUACGUAAUUGAUUUCAGGUAGGAACUAUUAUUUCUCGGCAACAUGGAUAAUAUAAUGAGCAGGAUUCGGAGUCUAGAUGCCUAUCCUAAGAUCAACGAGGAUUUCUACAGCCGAACACUCUCAGGCGGCGUUAUUACGAUAGCUUCAUCCGUCGUUAUGCUCCUCCUUUUCAUCUCAGAGCUUAGAUUAUAUUUGCAUGCUGCAACAGAGACCAAACUAGUAGUGGACACUUCAAGAGGAGAAACUUUGCGUAUUAAUUUUGACGUCACAUUUCCAGCACUUGCGUGCUCUAUUCUCAGCCUUGAUGCCAUGGACAUCAGCGGAGAGCAACAUCUAGAUGUUAAACAUGAUAUAAUAAAACAUAGACUUGAUGUCCAUGGAAAUGUGAUAGAAUCCAGGCAGGAGGGUAUUGGUUCUCCCAAGAUUGAGAAGCCUUUGCAAAGACAUGGUGGGAGACUUGAACACAAUGAAACAUACUGCGGUUCUUGUUAUGGUGCAGAAGCGUCAGAUGAUGAAUGCUGUAAUUCCUGUGAAGAAGUACGUGAAGCAUAUCGAAAGAAAGGUUGGGCAGUGUCAAAUCCAGAUUCGGUAGACCAGUGCAAACGAGAAGGUUUUCUGCAAAGAAUAAAGGAUGAGGAAGGUGAAGGAUGCAAUAUCUAUGGGUUCUUGGAGGUUAAUAAAGUGGCUGGAAACUUUCAUUUUGCUCCUGGGAAAAGUUUUCACCAAUCUGGUGUUCAUGUCCAUGAUCUGUUGGCAUUUCAAAAGGAUACUUUUAACAUAAGUCACAAGAUCAAUAGAGUAUCCUUUGGAGAAUAUUUCCCUGGUGUUGUGAACCCACUUGAUAGAGUACAAUGGAUACAAGAAGCACCUAGCGGAAUGUAUCAAUACUUCAUAAAGGUGGUACCUACGGUUUACACAGAUGUCAGUGGCCAUACUAUCCAAACAAACCAGUUCUCUGUGACCGAACAUUUUAAAAGUGCUGAAGCAGGACGUCUUCUCACCCUUCCUGGAGUUUUCUUCUUUUACGAUCUUUCACCAAUUAAGGUGACUUUUACUGAGGAGCAUAUUUCAUUUUUACAUUUCCUCACAAAUGUUUGUGCCAUAGUGGGAGGUGUGUUCACUGUUUCAGGAAUAUUGGAUUCAUUUGUAUAUCAUGGUCAAAAGGCAAUCAAGAAAAAGAUGGAAAUUGGUAAAUUUAGCUGAUGAGACAGAUAUAUGACAUCAUCUACUCUCUGGUUUUCCUUCUACUUUCUCGGAUACAACUUUGGACUCUUUUGGCUUACUACUGAACCAGAAGGACCACAACACCUUCUUGGAUUUGCAUGUCCAGUCCAUACCUGAAAUUGCGUUUUGACCUACCUGUAACAUUAAUUGAAUUAUUGGCCUCAAGUUGUUCUAGAACAAUCCUUUAUUUUUACACUAUUUUCACUAGAUACAUUUUUGUUGUUUAUUUUUUUUUAUCAGAAUUGAUUUUUUCAGUAAUGAAUUUUGUCAUAAGUUCAAAUGUUUGGUUU
Impatiens glandulifera is the source of this 1744-nucleotide messenger RNA. Its product is annotated as endoplasmic reticulum-Golgi intermediate compartment protein 3-like. NCBI's taxonomy places the organism in Eukaryota, Viridiplantae, Streptophyta, Magnoliopsida, Ericales, Balsaminaceae. Bases 273 to 1433 code for a protein of 386 amino acids. The transcript has 13 exons. The record is from RefSeq and is a predicted model, not a curated record. Gene Ontology annotation, cellular component: endoplasmic reticulum; COPII-coated ER to Golgi transport vesicle.